AUCCGUCAAGAGCGUGCCGCUAGUCAGUCCAGUAAAACAAGUGACACAAGUGAGCAUACUGAUCAAAGACAUCCUCCAUCCACGGGAUCGGAUCCAAGCGAUAACCACGAGCAGAACAUUCAUCAUACCGCUGAUGCCACCAACGUCCGACCCGCAAGCGUGGAUUCGGCAUCACAAACGGUAGAGACCGGUACCCGUUGCGGUCCAGUUGAUGUGAAUUUCAAUCUGAAAAAUGGCAUCACAGCUUCUGAUCUGGUUAUUUUGGAAGCGUAUGGGAUACCUUAUCAGGGCUGUGCUCAUUCCGAAGAUGCCGACUCAACGUUGCGCUCAUGUUUACCACAGCAAUCAUCGAUAUCGCUUCAUGACCUGCGUACAGCUGGGGUGAAUGGAAUAAAACCACCUCCUGGCUAUAUCGAUGAAAGGAAUGAUAAUGAGUCAAAUCUGAUAACCGCUCCAGCGUUGAGAUGGUGUGCUGCGGACCAACAGAUACAGAGGCUAGGUGCUUCUGGACAAGCUAGAAGCGAGCCGAAAAUCGAUUCUGAUCUAUGGGGCCAUCCAUCCGUGGCGGUAGCGUUGCUUGAUUCACAAAUCGCUGCGAAUGGCGGCCGUCUUUUUACAAAGAAGACCACAAACGGAGUGAUUAACAGGGUUCAUUCGAUGCCCGCUCAUUAUCACGUCAUAAACGGAUAUAGAACCAGCCCUAACGAAGAAGUUUCAAAUGGUACAGUGCUGCCCAGCGUCACACAGCCAGCUUCUCGAGGCAAAACUCGCGAUCCGCCUCCGUACGAGAGAGCUCUUGACAUUCAACGAAACGCUAACGCUCAACUCAAUCAUUUGCAUUUACAGCCUAGCGUGGUUCAGUCCAUCGGUAUGGGACCGAUGGCUGCAGAAGCUGCCGGCGGUCAACCAGCGUUCCCUCCCGCUUCGGCUACCCAUGAUUACUUCAUAGAUGAGUUUGUACUUUUGAAGGAAGGGUUGAGCACGGAACGACUUCGUGACUUCCCAAUGAUGCAUCGACUUCUACGUGAAUCGAAUAGUCUUCUCAGUCAUCAGCGAAGACCGUCGUCAUGCAUUGACCUCACUUCUGAAUACGUGAACCAUAUGGCACCAGCUAUGACAGCAGGUAAUUUCCAUGUGCCACUCCAUCGAGGAGACUAUUUCCCCGAUUCAGCCGUUCACAAUUAUCCAUCACCAUACGUUAGGACAACGAACAUAGCGCCAAUAGCUUAUCCAUGGCGACCACCGGCACCAGCCGCAGUUAUGGAUCUGCCACCACCACCACCGUAUCCAGCUGGACGAAAAGCACCAAUGGUGAUGUGA
This is a messenger RNA of Cylicostephanus goldi, 1320 nucleotides long. Lineage: Eukaryota; Metazoa; Nematoda; Chromadorea; Rhabditida; Strongylidae. The record is from the annotation of a GenBank genome assembly.